This is a messenger RNA of Beta vulgaris subsp. vulgaris (sugar beet), 1660 nucleotides long. Its product is annotated as F-box protein CPR1-like. The transcript is spliced from 2 exons. Gene Ontology annotation, molecular function: protein binding. NCBI's taxonomy places the organism in Eukaryota, Viridiplantae, Streptophyta, Magnoliopsida, Caryophyllales, Amaranthaceae. The coding region runs from base 386 to 1525 and encodes 379 amino acids. The record is from RefSeq and is a predicted model, not a curated record.
AUCUCUAAUUUCUCUCAUUUCCUUAAAAAGUAUGCUAACUCUUAUAUAUACGUUAAAAAUAUUAAAGAACAGGAGUAUAAAUAGUCAACAUUGAGCAUUGAUCAGUAUGAAAGUUUAAUGAUAAGUAUGAAAGCUUAAAAAAAAUGGUUGUAGUCGACAUUGAACAACGUGUAAGCUACUUGGAUCUAACGUGCAGUAAUUAUAUUUUUUGUUUGUUUUGGAAGACGGAAUCCUUAGAUGAACUGGCAGCAUCAGUAACAAAAAGGGGCUUACCACAGGAUUUGCAGAAUCCAAAAUUUCAGUUAUUUUUCCAAUUCAAGUUUGAAAUUUCAAGAUAAAAGGUCGCAGCUUUGUGAUUCGUCAUUUUAGUUGUUCAAAUAUUGUAAUGGAUGUGAAUAAGGAAGAAGCGACUCAUGAUCCUCCUUUGCUUCCUUUGGACCUACUCCAUAAGAUCUUCUUAUUACUGCCCUACAAAUUUCUUCUUCGUCUCAAGUGUGUUUCCAAGUCAUGGUACCAUGUAAUCAAUAGUCCCGAUUUCAUCAAACUUCAUCUAAGCCAUUCCCUCAAAUCAAACUCUAAUAAGACCCUCAUCCUCUAUGCGCAUAAUUCUCUUUACACUUUGGAAUUCCAUGAUCUCCCUUGUCGUGUCAUUGAACUUCCGUACCAUCAAGCAAUGGCUUACUACCCUUUACCUAAACAACAAGAUUUUGAAAUAAUGGGAUCAUGCAAUGGCUUACUUUGCAUCAAGUUCAACAAUGAUAAACUUGCUCUUUACAAUCCCGCCACUCAAGCCUACAAAGGAUUGCCUAACGUCCCUUCAACGAGAGGGUGCAGGACACUAUACCCAGAGGUUCAAUUUUCUUAUGAUUGCAUUUCCGAUGAUUAUAAGAUUUUAAGGUUUGCACAAUCGCCGAUCCCUAGUUAUGGAAAACCAGAGUGGAUCACUUUCCUAUAUAGUUUGAAAAUCAAUGCAUGGGAGAUCAUUCUAAACCCUCCUUGGGGUUGGCACUCUAUCAAACUCCCUUGUAUUAUAUAUUUUGAAACGAGACUGCCUAGUAUUCUAGUAAACAAUGCUUUGCACUGGAUUGAUCGAAACCGUAAAAACAUUAAGUGUUUUGAUCUCUUCACUCUAAAAUAUUAUGAGAUCGCCCUUCCAGAAGAUAUUACUCCCUAUGAUUACUUCUUUUUGGCAGUUCUAAACGAACAAUUGAUCAUAUUAACAUCUUGUUUGGAUAUAUGGUUAAUGAAGGAGUAUGGUGUGCGACAGUCUUGGACUCAGUUAUUUCGUCGCCCAUCUAUACCUUUUAAGCCUGCGUACAGUCUUUGGAAUCAUGGGCUGAGUCUUGCUUGCACGAAAGAUGGGUGCAAAAUCCUAGUUGUGUCUAUGGGAGGACCACUAAACUUCAUUUGUUGUGAUUUAGAAUCUCAAGAAGCUAAGAAAGUUGAAAUUCCAGGUUUAUCAAUACCAAGUCGAUUCUCAGCAGUAUUGCCAUGGGUGGAAUCUCUUGUUCCCUUAUCAAACUAGUUGAUGGGUGUAUCAACAAAAUUGAAGGGAAGAACAAAGAACUAGCAUGAUAAAAAUACAUUCCCCUAUGUUCCCUAAGUUGUUCUAUUUUGACUUCUGCAUUGUUUUAUUACAUUUCAUCCUUUCAGUCUUUGA